AUGUUAAAGGAACGACGUUUAAAACUGAGGUCCGGAAUUACAUACGCAAUUAAAUAUAGAUCGAAAUUAGACGUCCCUUUAAAUUACAAGAUCACUUUAUUAAGGGAGGAUAUAGAAAAUGGGCCUUAUCAUGUUUUUGGUUCUCAUGACAAGUGUGCUAAUUAUUUUUGUGAUGGACCUAAACCCGGGGAAAGAAAUAUAAUUUCCGAAAUGGAAAAUUGUGGACUUUGGCAAGAUAUUUUGGGAGCAAGAAAUUUAGUUGCACAUCAUUCUGAUAGUCUUAUUCAUUUUGUAAACAACAACUGCGUGGAAAGUUAUAAUAGCGUUGUUGCUAAAUUCAUCGGUGGUAAAGGUGUUAAUUAUUCUUUUAGAGGCUCUUACCAAGCCCGUUGCGAUACGGCUGUCAAUGCGUUCAACCUCGGCCCUUCGUAUAUUAGCCAUUUCCAUAAGAAAGCUACUUUUCAUAGUCCAGGAUUGUUCACGAAAAAUGUUGAUAAUGAUUUGCCUUUUUUGGCUGCUAGUCCAGAUGGUUUGAUAAGUUAUGAUUCUAUUGUUGAAAUUAAAUGUCCAUCAUCCAUAAAAGAUUAUACGCCGGAAGAGGCCUUUCAUGAAAAAAAAUUAAAAUGUAUGACGUACAAUGAUGGAAAUUUACAGCUGAAAACAUCACAUGCAUACUUCUAUCAAAUUCAGGGACAACUACAUAUAACUAAUAGGAAGUUUUGUUAUUUUUGUAUAUGGACACCUAAAGGACUUAUAGUAGAGAAAAUUGAAAGGGAUGACAAGUUCUGGAUGGAUAUAGAACCAAAGUUGAAGAAGUUUUACAUGGAAUGCUUACUUCCGGAGAUAAUUGAUUCUCGACUUGACCGAGGACUUCCACUUAGAACAGGCUUAUAA
Macrosiphum euphorbiae (potato aphid) is the source of this 894-nucleotide messenger RNA. Lineage: Eukaryota; Metazoa; Arthropoda; Insecta; Hemiptera; Aphididae. The record is from the annotation of a GenBank genome assembly.